Messenger RNA from Diospyros lotus (date-plum), 1781 nucleotides. Its product is annotated as aspartyl protease family protein 2-like. Lineage: Eukaryota; Viridiplantae; Streptophyta; Magnoliopsida; Ericales; Ebenaceae. Gene Ontology annotation, biological process: proteolysis. The transcript has a single exon. Gene Ontology annotation, molecular function: aspartic-type endopeptidase activity. Bases 174 to 1592 code for a protein of 472 amino acids. The record is from RefSeq and is a predicted model, not a curated record.
AUAAUUGGCUACAGUGCAGGUCGAGAUCAUCAUCAUCAUCAUCAUCAUCGUACUCUUUUCUUUAAUAAAUUGGAUGUUUAUUCAGAGCAUAGCCUUCUCGCCUGAACUCUACUGGACUGAACUUCAAGGCUGAAGCGAAGCUCUAUUCCUCUCCGUCUUUCCCAAAAACCAAAAUGAAAGCCAAAACCGGGCACCUUCUUCUACCCUUCUUCUUCCUCCUCAUCCUUUGUUUCUCUGCAGAUUCGGGUUUGGCCGUUUCUCUGGAAUACGAAACCCUGGUGUUGGGAUCUCUUCCCCUACCCCAACGACACCCCCUUUCAUGGACCACCACAGACUCCGAAUCGGAACUCGACUCCGGAAGUGGAACCGCGACUCUCUCCCUGCAGCUUCACCACCGGGACUCUCUCUCCUCCUUCAACGCCACUCCCGAGAGCCUUUUCGGCCUCAGACUCCAAAACGACGCCGCCAGAGCAAACUCCUUGAUGGCCGCCGUCAGAAGAAACCGCACUAGCGGCUUCAGCAGCUCCGUCAUCUCGGGGCUCGGCCAAGGCAGCGGCGAGUACUUCACUCGCAUCGGCGUUGGCACGCCUCCCAAGUUUUUUUACAUGGUGCUCGACACGGGCAGCGACGUCGUUUGGAUGCAGUGCCGCCCCUGCAAGAAAUGCUACCCCCAGACGGGCCCCAUCUUCGAUCCCACCAAAUCAGCCUCUUUCUCCGCCGUCCCCUGCGGCUCGCCUCUCUGCCGCCGCCUCGACUCCCGGGGCUGCAGCCGCCGCCGGGUCUGCCUCUACCAAGUCUCCUACGGCGACGGAUCCUUCACCGUCGGCGAGUUCGCCACCGAAACCUUGACGUUCCGCACAAGCAGAGUGAAAAACGUCGCGCUCGGAUGCGGUCACGACAACGAAGGGUUGUUCGUCGGCGCCGCCGGGCUGCUCGGUCUUGGCAGGGGGAGGCUUUCAUUUCCGGUCCAGACCGGUCGCCGGUUCGGCCGGAAAUUCUCGUACUGCCUGGGUGACCGUUUGGCUUCCUCCAGGCCGUCGUCGAUCAUCUUCGGCCAGUCGGCCGUUUCCCGAACCGCCGUGUUCACACCGCUAGUUACAAAUCAAAAGCUCGACACUUUCUACUACGUCGGACUCACCGGAAUCAGUGUCGGAGGUAUUCGAGUCCGUGGCAUCACGGCUUCGCUGUUCAAGCUGGACAACGCGGGGAACGGCGGGGUGAUCAUCGACUCGGGCACGUCAGUGACCCGUCUAACCCAACCGGCCUACGUAGCCCUGCGCGAUGCGUUCAGGGCCGGGACGACCCGUUUGAAGCGGGCGCCCGACUUCUCACUGUUCGACACGUGCUUCGAUCUCUCGGGGAAGACGGUGGUGAAGGUUCCGACGGUGUCGCUGCACUUCGUGGGAGCAAACCUGGCGUUGCCGGCAUCGAAUUAUCUGAUUCCAGUGGACAGCAAGGGCACGUUUUGCUUUGCCUUUGCGGGGACCAUGAGCGGGUUGUCCAUCAUCGGGAACAUCCAGCAACAGGGGAUACGGGUGGUGUAUGAUUUGGCCGGAUCCAGGGUCGGGUUCUCCCCACGCGGGUGCAAUUAAGUAGAAAGCAAGCGGCAUGUUUGGGGAGAAGGGGAAAGCUCUUGUUUUUUUCGCUUGCCAUUUUUAUUAUAACUUUUUCUAUUCCAAGAAAAUCUUUUGACAAAAAAAAGACUGGUAGAACAAAAAGAGAAACAUCUCCACGUGCGGUUUGUUGGAAUAAUAAUAUAUAUAUAUAUAUUUGCUAAAGUA